Messenger RNA from Zalophus californianus (California sea lion), 2219 nucleotides. RefSeq names its product translation initiation factor IF-2-like. The transcript has 7 exons. NCBI's taxonomy places the organism in Eukaryota, Metazoa, Chordata, Mammalia, Carnivora, Otariidae. The coding region runs from base 1 to 1755 and encodes 584 amino acids. The record is from RefSeq and is a predicted model, not a curated record.
AUGGAGCACACAGCCACACCUGGGGGCCUGGGGCUCCCUUGUAGCCACAGGCAGGCCUUAGCCCUGUACCAGCACCUCUUUAGAUGCCCUGCAAGCCUGGGCCAGCUCCAGGCUGCCCUGCAGCAGGUGCAAGAGAGUCGGGCCUGUCGAUCAGGACUGGAGCUCCCCACUGUGUUGCUGGAGAUGGAGCGGAGCCGGCGGGCCCAGCAGCAGCUGCUGUGGGACUUGGAGCUGCUGACUGGGGCAGGGCUGAGCCUCUUCUGGCCCCCUUGGGCCAAGUUCUGCGGUCUGAGGGACCAGGCCCCGUGUGUACGGAGUCAGUGCGGCAAGCCCCAUGGUGGGACAGGCGGGGGCCCUGAGCGGCGGACCAGCUGGGGCCCGUCAGAACCCCAAGAUCCCCCUGUGGGGCGGGGCGGGAGCCUGGGCCAGGAAAGAGCGGAACUUCAGAAACUGCUGAGGACUGAGAUUCCUCAGAGGCAGAGACAGGAGGAUUCCCAAGAGCAUAAACAGCGUCCCCAGGGUCGGAAAGGGGAGGCCCCCAGCGGGGAGAGCGAAGAGGUUCCUAAGAGACAGAGAGAGAAGAUACACCAGGGUCAGAGUGGGGAGGCCACUGGGGCUCUGGGGGAGGAAGUCUCUGUGUACCCCCGGGGGGAGGCUCCCCAGAGUGAGAGGAGCGAGUCUCCUCAAGGUCAAAGAGGAAACAGCCCUCAGUGCCAGAGAAAAGAGGUCCUCCAGGAGCCGAGGAAGGAGACUCCUCGGGGCGGGGAAGUGAAGGCCCUUCAGACUUCGCCAGGCCGCAUCUCACAAGCCUGGGAGGUGGCUGAGGGAGAGGCGCCUACACAGCCCCCCGAGGAAGGCGCCUCCCUGGGAAUUUCUAGGGAUUUCUGCCGGUCCCUGGGAGAACAGAAGCCUCAGCCUGGGGGAAGGGAGAGCCCUGGCUCCGGGGAUAGGACCACCCAGCUGACGCAGGACAAAACUGACGGCGGGAGCCGAGAGUCGGCACCGGCCGCGGGAGAGCAGAGGGCCGUCCGGGAGGGGGCGCGGCCUCCCUUUCCACCCCGGAGGCUUCCGGCCCGGCCGCGGCUCCCAGGCCCAGGGGCCGAGCCGCUAGCGGCCCCAGGCACCGGGGGCUCGGGGCAGCAGGAGCACCCCGCGGCUCUCCCGGGGCGCCCAGGGCUGCUGCGCGACCCGCACGGGCUUCAGGACCCGGAGGGAAGCCCGGGCCCGGCGGAGCAGGUGCGCGGCGGCUCCGCUAGGCUCCUGGGCGCCGUCGGGGAGCGGGGGGGCGGCGCGGAGGCCCCCGAGGCCUCGAAGGCCGCGUGGCCCGCGCUCCCCGGCGGGGAGAAGGCGUCGGCGGGCGUGAGCGCGGCGCAGCAGGAGACGGCUCUGCAGCGGCUGCUGGAGCUGCACCGCGCGGCCCGGCGCCGGCGGCGGCAGGCCCGCGAGCAGCAGCGGCUCCGAGUCUUGGAACGCCUCCGCCUCGCCAGGAACCGCCACUGCCGGGUGCACCCUCUGGGGCCCCCAUCCAACCCAGCCCAGCUCCCGCCACAGGAGGACGCGGCGGCGCAGCGGCGCGCCCUGCGGGAGCAGCUGCAGCGUGCGCUCCGGGAGAGGACGUGGCGGCUGCGGGCCCUCGGGGCCAGGAACACCCAGAACUUCCAGCAGCUACUGUGGCCCCCUGGCGCCGAGGAGCCUUCGGCUGGAGAGGAGCGCUCACCCUUCCCAGCCCCCUCUCCCCCCUCUCGUCCCUGCUGAAUCCUCAAAGGGAUGAUUAGAGAGAUGAGGAUUAAGGAGAACGCAAGCCGGCAACCUGCAGGCCCGCAAAGGGCAGAACAGAGGUAGUUCCAAGAAAGGCCCAGAACUUUGCCUCAGGGCCGGGGAGGCCAGACACACAGACACACGCAGCAGCUUCAGCCGCACCAGGAGGCGUGUUAUUUCUUCUUCCCUCCCCUAAGUCCACUGCCCGGCCAUUGUCAGAGCGCCAGGUCCUGAGGGUCAAGCAGCGAGAAGGCCCCAUUCUUUCGGAAGAACGAUUCAGUGCGGCACAUCUUACAGGAGACCAGUUCUUGCUUCACUGGGGGGCCUGUGGUAAGAUGUCAGAGGCCAGGAAUGGGUCCUGGGAAAGGGAACCAUGGGAGCCCUGCCUAUGGAGCCCUGGAAAUCUGCCUGUACUGUAUCCACUUUGGACGUGUGGAGGAAUAAAAGGUGCUUCUGAGCAA